UGGAGCAUUAAAGCAGACUUCUUGCCCUGCCUUCACUUCCUCAUCUAUAAAAACCAACCAAAACCCAGAGCAGAUAUGCUUCUCAGAGGAUCUCGUGUGUUUAGCUUCAUCAGACCAUUUCACACCACAGUUCCUGCAGACAUGCCCAUCAAGGUUGGAGAUCGUUUGCCUGAUGUGGAGCUCCAGGAAGGAGAUCCAGGCACAAAAAUUUCCAGCGCCCAACUCUUCAAAGGGAAAAAGGGAAUUCUGUUUGCAGUACCAGGGGCCUUUACACCUGGAUGCUCCAAGACACAUCUCCCAGGAUUCAUAGCUGAUGCUGAGAAGCUGAGGAGCAAAGGUGUGCAGGAGCUGGUCUGCGUCUCCGUGAACGACGUGUUCGUCAUGGCUGCAUGGGGAAAGGAACAAGGCGCAGAGGGAAAGGUGCGAAUGCUGGCGGAUCCCACCGGAGCCUUUACUGCGGCGGUUGAUCUCGUUCUGGACAAUGAGGACAUUUUGAAGUUGCUUGGUAACAAGAGAUCCAAGAGAUACGCGAUGGUCGUUGAGGACGGCGUGGUGAAGCAGCUCAACGUGGAGCCUGAUGGUACCGGUCUCACCUGCAGUUUGGCCUCCAACAUCCUCUCUGGUCUGCUCUGAAGCACAAAGUGCACCAGCGUCUACACAUCAUCUAUAUUUUCACCGUGACUGAGUUCUGUUCAGUAUUUUCAGUUUUGGGUCAUUUUAAAAGAAAAAGGGGGUAAAAAUACAGUUUUAACGCCGAUGCAACCAAAGGAACGAGUACAGUAUUGUGAUGGCCGUUUUAUAAUUUAGUGACAAAAACGCACAAUGUGAGCUUUACACGCACAUUAAUCUAAAAUUCUGUACUGCAAAAUACUAUUGCUGUUACUCUGAUACUGUUAUGUUUGUUGUCUGUAUGACAAUAAACCAUACUUUCACA
Molecule: messenger RNA, 934 nt
Organism: Silurus meridionalis
Lineage: Eukaryota; Metazoa; Chordata; Actinopteri; Siluriformes; Siluridae
Gene: prdx5
Product: peroxiredoxin 5
Exons: 6
Coding region: 76-633 (185 amino acids)
Biological process (GO): cellular response to oxidative stress; hydrogen peroxide catabolic process; cell redox homeostasis
Cellular component (GO): mitochondrion; cytoplasm; peroxisome
Molecular function (GO): thioredoxin peroxidase activity
Source: RefSeq, a predicted model, not a curated record